Molecule: messenger RNA, 384 nt
Organism: Phycomyces blakesleeanus NRRL 1555(-)
Lineage: Eukaryota; Fungi; Mucoromycota; Mucoromycetes; Mucorales; Phycomycetaceae
Exons: 2
Coding region: 1-384 (127 amino acids)
Source: RefSeq, a predicted model, not a curated record
AUGCCAGUUCAAAGAUAUACUCCCAUCCCUGAAAUACUUACCGUUCAUGUUGCUAAUCUGAAGCAAGCAGUUGAUGAUUACCUCCCUAAAUAUGGUGCAGUUACAAUGGUUAGAAAGGGCGCAGAUAUGGAGAACCAACAAGAAGAACAUUUGAGUAAAACUUCAUCUUCUGUUAAGCAUGCAAAACGAAUUUUUGACCAAGUAAUUAAAGCACACCAUGUCUGUAAUAGAUCGGGAGAAAAAGAGAUCAAAGAGAAACUGUGUCAAAGGGGGGAUUUUAGGUUCAUCCAGAGAUCUUCAAAAGAAAAUCAAAAAAGCCUAAUAUUAAAACAUAGUAAAAUACACAUAGUACGAGCAGAAUAUGGCAUGGUUAAUAAUAUAUAG